Messenger RNA from Myzus persicae (green peach aphid), 880 nucleotides. RefSeq names its product nucleolar protein 12 (gene vito). NCBI's taxonomy places the organism in Eukaryota, Metazoa, Arthropoda, Insecta, Hemiptera, Aphididae. Gene Ontology annotation, molecular function: RNA binding. Bases 138 to 791 code for a protein of 217 amino acids. The transcript is spliced from 4 exons. The record is from RefSeq and is a predicted model, not a curated record. Gene Ontology annotation, cellular component: nucleolus.
CCUAUCCGAUUGUCAACAUGAUAACAAUUAACAUGUGUGUUUUUAAAAAUCAAAUAAUUAUUAUUAAUGUUUUUUGUUGAAUAGUUAAAUAGUUUAAUACUUAUUUUUUUGUUAUAAGUAACUUAGGUACUGUCGACAUGGAAUACGAAUUCAAAGACAGAACAAAAGUGAAACGGCAUCGAAAACCAAUUAAUAGGACAACUAAACGAACCAUAACUUUUGAUGAAAAAUCUAGAACAGAUUUUUUGACUGGAUUUCAUAAAAGAAAGCUUGCUCGAAAAAAGAAAGCCAGAGAAGAUUUUGAAAAGAAGCUUAAAGAAGAAAAGAAAAGAAUCAAGACUGAGGCAAGAGAAACGUUUUUGAAAUUGACUAAUUCUCAUCCGUUUAUCCCGGAACCUCUCGAUAUGGUUACAAAAGAAUAUAGUUUGGAAAAUCAUACAGUACAAAUUUGUGACCUUUCAACAGAUGAGAUUGCGAAAAGUAACAAUUGGAUUGGAUCAAAUCAGGUAAUUUAUGAAGAUGACAAAGAAAGUAAAAAAGAAGAAGAUAAUGAUAAAACUAAUGAAGAAGAUAGUGCUGAAAAUGUACCUGGCAUGGGUUUCAGUUCAAUAAAAGAAAUAAAAAAGGCAAUUAAAAAACAAGCAGCUCAAACUGUUCAAAACAGUAAAAUAUUUAAAAUGAAAAACAAAAUUGAACAAAUUAAAGACAAAAAAAAAGCUAAAAGGAAGAAAAUGUUAGAAACAAAAAGACAAAAAUGGUUGAAAAAAAGAGGGAAAGGGAAAAAGAAGUAAAUAUAAUUAUUUUACCACUGAAUUUAUCUGGUCGGCUAUGAAGGUAUAUUAUGUACAAAUUUCAAAAUAAAAUGUAAACAUUAUUAUUC